ACACUGUCUUCUUCCACAGAUGGAGAGAAGUCCUGUGAUUACCUGGCUAUUCCAUAUCAGGAUCGUUUCGCUGCUGCUGCUGCUGUCGCUGCUGGACAUCGGCUUCAUCGCGUUCGCGUACCACUCGACGGUGAAGCGCGGCGCCUCGGUGCAGCUGGUGUUCGGCUUCGAGUACGCCAUCCUGCUGACGGUGGUGGCGUACGUGCUGGUCAAGUACCUGCUGCACGCCGUCGAUCUGCAGCGCGAGGCGCCCUGGGAGAACAAGGCCGUCCACCUGCUGCAUACGGAACUGCUCAUCGGGUUCGUGAAGGUGGUGCUGUACAUGGUGUUCACGCUGAUCAUGGUGAAGAUCCACACGCUGCCGCUGUUCGCCAUCCGGCCCAUGUACCUGGCGCUCAGGUCAUUCAAGAAGGCGCUCAGUGACGUCAUAUUGUCAAGAACGCGCCAUUCACAAUAUGAACACGCUCGGGCCGGUGCCAAGAAGCUGCCCUGCAACCACGUGUUCCACGCGCUCUGCCUGCGCUCGUGGUUCCAGCGGCAGCAGACGUGCCCCACGUGUCGGAUGGACAUCCUGCGCGCGCCGGCGCCGCGGCAGAUCGUGUUGCGAGAGAGCGGUCCGAGCGUGUUGGUCCAUGGUGCGUUGUACCCGAUAUUGCGGGCCGUCGGCGCACGGCGCACAACAUGGGUGGGACGACGCGUCUGA
Messenger RNA from Pollicipes pollicipes, 703 nucleotides. Its product is annotated as E3 ubiquitin-protein ligase synoviolin A-like. Gene Ontology annotation, cellular component: endomembrane system. The record is from RefSeq and is a predicted model, not a curated record. Gene Ontology annotation, molecular function: ubiquitin protein ligase activity. The coding region runs from base 20 to 703 and encodes 227 amino acids. The transcript is spliced from 6 exons. Gene Ontology annotation, biological process: ERAD pathway; proteasome-mediated ubiquitin-dependent protein catabolic process. Lineage: Eukaryota; Metazoa; Arthropoda; Thecostraca; Pollicipedomorpha; Pollicipedidae.